Molecule: messenger RNA, 3158 nt
Organism: Cyclopterus lumpus (lumpfish)
Lineage: Eukaryota; Metazoa; Chordata; Actinopteri; Perciformes; Cyclopteridae
Product: kelch-like protein 12
Exons: 12
Coding region: 619-2313 (564 amino acids)
Molecular function (GO): protein binding
Source: RefSeq, a predicted model, not a curated record
GUGCGUGCGUGCGUGCGUGCGUGUUUGUGUUUAAGAGGUUGAAAUCCGCGCCGGGUUUUCCGGGUGUAGAUCUGGAUUUGAAUGUCCUCAUGAAAGCAGAAUUAUGUAACUUUAUUUGUAGGAAAUAGUCACUUUUACCAAGUCCCACACGGCAGCUUUACGGACAAACCGGCGAUGACGAGCGGAAGGCAUCUUGCGUGUGGGAACGUGACGCGUCCAGGGCUCCGGGAGCGCGCACGCAACCCCUCAAGUAAUGGUCUGUUUACGUCCAAUCUGUGGAGUCUCUGUUGCUGUGACCUGCUGCAGUUUAGUCAACGAAAUGUUCUAGCUGGAUAAAACUCGUGCCAGGGAUGAUAUGAUAUUAUUUUGGGGGCAUUCUAGACGUAAAUGUCUUCGAGCAGGCGGCGCACAGCGUGACCCAUCAAAGGUCAUCAUGGAUUAGCUGUAGUUCAGUUAUUUUCUCCAGACAGUGUGACUGACAGCAGGAACUGGGACAAGGGACUUUGGUGCUACUAGCGUUAGCUAGCAACGCAACUUAGCUAGAGGUGUUGAAUCGGCUUUACAGCUGCGACAGAUUCCUGGAGUAGUUUGAGAUCCUUGAGAGAUUCUCCAGGCAGCAUGGCUCCCAAAGACAUCAUGACCAACUCCCAUGCCAAAUCCAUCCUCAAUGCCAUGAACUCGCUUCGCAAGAGCAACACACUCUGUGAUAUCACUCUGAGGGUGGAGAACACCGAUUUUCCCGCUCACCGGAUUGUCUUGGCCGCCUGCAGCGACUACUUCUGUGCCAUGUUCACCAGUGAGCUUGCAGAGAAGGGGAAAUCUUUUGUGGACAUUCAGGGGCUCACUGCAGCGACUAUGGAUAUCUUGUUGGACUUUGUGUACACAGAGACUGUACUAGUCACAGUGGAGAAUGUACAAGAACUGCUCCCUGCAGCAUGCUUACUGCAGCUCAAAGGGGUGAAAAGAGCAUGCUGUGACUUUUUGGAGAGUCAGCUUGAUCCCACCAACUGCCUGGGUAUUCGUGACUUUGCCGAAACUCACAAUUGCCUCGACCUGAUGCAGGCAGCCGAGCUCUUUUCCCAGAAGCAUUUCUCUGAGGUGGUUCAGCAUGAGGAGUACAUGCUGCUCAGCCAGGCAGAAGUUGAAAAGCUCACAAAAUGUGAUGAAAUCCAGGUGGACUCGGAGGAGCCGGUCUUUGAAGCCGUGUUAAACUGGGUCAAACACAACCGAAAAGAGCGAGAGCCCUACCUGCCAGACUUGCUCCAGUUCGUUCGAAUGCCGCUCCUGACCCCCCGCUACAUUACAGAUGUCAUCGAUGCCGAGCCCCUCAUUCGGUGUAGCCUGCCAUGUCGAGACCUUGUUGAUGAAGCCAAGAAAUUCCACUUAAGACCGGAGCUGAGGAGUGAGAUGCAGGGCCCACGCACACAAACUAGAUUAGGUGCCAAAGAAGUCCUGUUGGUUAUCGGGGGGUUUGGCAGCCAGCAAUCGCCAAUAGACAUAGUUGAGAAAUAUGAUCCGAAAACACAGGAAUGGAGCUCCCUUCCUAACAUUGCAAGGAAAAGGCGUUACGUCGCCACGGUGUCUCUCCACGACCGGGUGUAUGUGAUCGGAGGCUACGAUGGCCGGUCGAGGCUCAGCUCCGUGGAGUGCCUGGACUACACGGCGGACGAGGACGGCGUUUGGUACACCGUCGCCACCAUGAAUGUGCGGCGUGGCCUCGCUGGAGCCACGACACUCGGAGACAUGAUCUAUGUUGCUGGUGGCUUCGAUGGCAGCCGGCGUCACACCAGCAUGGAGCGAUACGACCCUAACAUUGACCAGUGGAGCAUGCUGGGAGAUAUGCAGACAGCAAGAGAAGGAGCUGGUCUAGUGGUGGCGAGUGGACUUAUAUACUGUCUAGGUGGAUAUGAUGGAUUAAAUAUCCUGAAUUCAGUGGAGCGGUAUGACCCGCACACGGGCCACUGGACAAGUGUUACACCUAUGGCCACCAAGCGGUCAGGCGCUGGUGUGGCUUUACUCAACGACCACAUCUACGUCGUGGGAGGGUUUGAUGGUGUUUCACACCUCGACUCCGUCGAGGUCUACAACAUCAGGACAGACUAUUGGACCACUGUAGCCAGUAUGUCGACGCCUCGAUGUUACGUCGGUGCAACCGUCCUCAGAGGACGUCUCUACGCCGUCGCCGGAUACGAUGGGAACUCUCUCCUCAGCAGCAUUGAAUGUUACGACCCGGUCAUCGAUUUCUGGGAGGUCGUCACUUCGAUGGCGACGCAGCGGUGCGACGCCGGCGUCUGUGUUCUACGAGAAAAGUGAUCUUUGCCAAGAACCACAAGAGGAAAAGCAGACGGGAGGACAGGCAGCUAGACUUUGCUAAAAUACCACUAAAACAGAGCCAAACAAAGGAAGACGUUUGUUUGCUAGUAUGCAAAUGGUUACUCUCAACAACGAAAAAGAAUCGGUGCAGCAGUUUUGGCUGCCUUAUCUGAUGGAUGGUCAACCCUUCGACAGUCGGACUGUGCAACAGCAGAGGUAGAGGUCACCUCCAAAAGAGGCCUCCGAAGAGCCCAUCACCACCUGCAUGACCCUUCGGUGGUACUUGUUGCUGUCGUUACCUGUGAGAUUAUUUUUUCAGUUUGUCUUCAAAGUGCAAUAUAUUUCUACUCAUCGUAAAAACAGAAAAAGAUGGAGUUAAUUUAUACUCCGGUUGCUGCUAUAUGCCUUAUGACUUUGGCCUACAUCAAACAGUGGACAUCCGUGUUGCCUCCCAUUUGACUUUGAUCACAGUGACAGGUCAUUGGCUUAUUAUCGAGUGUACCCAUUUGGCAUUUGCGAGGUCAUUAAUGGGGUCAGUAAUUCAACCCUUUUUGUAAUUCCUUCUGUAAACAGUGCUUUUAGAUUUCAUACAGAAGGUUUAAUACUUAUUGUUGCUCUCAAAAUAUACAUUUAGAGAUCAAUAUUGUUUUAGAAAAUGACUGAAUUGUACCAGUUGACUUUGAUUAUUUUGUCCCUAAAAAGAAAAAUGUAAUAAAUAUGAGGUGCAUGUGAUUUCUAUUUUAAUUUGUUUUCUUCCUGCACUUAUAAAUCUGGGAAUGUACACGAAGGACACAAAGUCCUCACAUCAUUGUUGCCUGGGAAGUGAAUAAACGCACUGAGAACUG